Owenia fusiformis is the source of this 498-nucleotide messenger RNA. The record is from the annotation of a GenBank genome assembly. Lineage: Eukaryota; Metazoa; Annelida; Polychaeta; Sabellida; Oweniidae.
AUAGGAAAUAUCCACAGCUUCAUUUUGAAUGGAGGCCCAGUAUGGCAAGUUCAAAAAUGGGCAAAGGAAUAUGGUGAUGCGUUCAAAAUAAGCAUUCUUGGUGAAGAAAUUGUCAUACUGAGUGAUUAUGAUAGUAUUUACGAGGCAUUGGUGGUGAGAUCAAAUGAUUUUGCUGGAAGGCCUUUUGAUAAAUCAUAUGCAUUCAAUAAGUGGUUUUGUCAUAGCGUAUCUGCACAGGAUUUUACACAAAGGUUUAAAACAUACAAGAAAAUAGGAUUACGUGGACUCAAACAGCAUGGGGAUGGAAUCAGUAGAAUUGUGAACAUAUCCAAUGAUAACAUUAGCCAGACAGUAAAGGAGUUUAAAGAAGAACAUGGUGAACCUUUCCAACCUCAUGACAAACUUCAAAACCUUCUUUGUCGGAUUAUAAUAUGUAUGCUGCUAGGUGAAAAUACACCUUAUGAAGAAAAUGAUGGCAAAUUUGCAAGAAAUGGUUAA